Scophthalmus maximus (turbot) is the source of this 3594-nucleotide messenger RNA. RefSeq names its product zinc finger and BTB domain containing 17 (gene zbtb17). NCBI's taxonomy places the organism in Eukaryota, Metazoa, Chordata, Actinopteri, Pleuronectiformes, Scophthalmidae. The transcript is spliced from 15 exons. Gene Ontology annotation, biological process: regulation of transcription by RNA polymerase II. Gene Ontology annotation, molecular function: protein binding; RNA polymerase II cis-regulatory region sequence-specific DNA binding; DNA-binding transcription factor activity, RNA polymerase II-specific. The coding region runs from base 198 to 2753 and encodes 851 amino acids. The record is from RefSeq and is a predicted model, not a curated record.
UAUCAAUCGAUCCGAGAGAGCAAGAUGGCGGCGGACGGAGUGAGCGCGCAGCAGGAUCGAUCACCGAAAAACUCGAUCGGGUUCGCUUUUCUCAACUGAGUCCAAAACACACACCCGACGGGCACCGCGUCCCAGGACCCGAGCCCGCGGCCGAGAGGAGACGACAAGGGGUCCACCCUCCUCAGUCCGUCAGGGCGAUGGAGUUCCCGUGGCACAGUGGGAAGGUUCUCGAGCAGCUGAAUCGGCAGCGCAAGCAGGGUCUGCUGUGUGACUGCACCUUUGUGGUGGAUGGGGUGGACUUCAAGGCCCACAAAGCUGUGCUGGCAGCCUGCAGCACCUACUUCCGCACCCUCUUCCUGGACCAGAACGAUGUGGUGCAUCUGGACAUCAGCAAUGCAUCAGGUUUGGGUCAGGUGCUGGAGUUUAUGUACACAGCCAAGCUGAGUUUAAGUCCGCAGAAUGUAGAAGAUGUGCUGGCUGUCGCCAACUUCCUCACAAUGCAAGAAAUUGUAAAUGCCUGCUCUGCAUACCAGUCAAUGGCAAAUCCAACUCCUUCCAUCAUAACGCUGGAUUUUACUGUUGAUGAAAAACCAGGUGAAAGUGAGCAGAGAGAGGUGCAGAAAAGUGUCGAAGAGCAGGUGGCAUCACAAGCAGAGGAGAUUCCUUCUUGCACUCCCACAGAAGAUAAAGAGCCCGCACAAACUCAGGACAAUUUAAAGGAAGAAACCUCUGCUCAAACUCAACAGGCUGCUGCUCAGCCCAACCCUGCAUGUACCAACUCAGGCUGCGGACAGCCGCCUAAAGCCAGCCCCCCUUCUGUUCAAAAGAAGAAAGGAAGUACCGCACAAGUUGCACCCGGAAUUCAGGUUGACCCCUCUGACACAGACUUCACACCUAAAUCAAAUCUAAAAUCUGCCGGCAGCUCAUCUUACAUGAGCUCUCGAGGGAGACGAAUCAGAAAACCUCUCCGACGAAACUUCCCACCUGAGAGCGACUCAGAGGACGAAGGCGCAUCAAAGUCAAAUCCAGAAGAGAAGGCGGUGGCGGAGCCGGCAGAGGCGCCUGAAGAACAAGAGGACGACAUGGAGGUGACCGGUGAUGGGGGAGCUGAUGAUGAAGAUUGGGAUGGAGAGGAUGAGGAAGAGGGCGAAGACAGCCAGCAGGUUGACGGAGACGAUUCCAGCAGCGAGAGAGACGGGAUACUAACCCAGUCAGCAUCGAUGAGCAGCCGAUCGGAGUCCAAGCCUUACAGCUCAAUGACACACAAAUGUGAGGACUGCGGGAAGAAAUUCACCCACACUGGUAAUUUCAAGAGACACAUGCGUAUUCACACAGGAGAGAAGCCGUUCACCUGUCGGGACUGCAACAAGGCCUUCUCUGACCCGGCAGCCUGUAAAGCCCAUGAGAAAACUCACAGCCCCCUGAAGCCGUACUGCUGCUCCACUUGCGGAAAGAGCUACCGUCAGAUCAGCCUGCUCAACCUGCACCGCAAACGGCACACGGGUGAAGCGCGCUACAGCUGCGACGCGUGCGGCAAGCUCUUCACCACGUCCGGCAACCUGAAGCGGCACCAGUUGGUGCACAGUGGCGAGAAGCCGUAUCACUGCGACUUCUGCGAGAAGAGCUUCUCCGACCCCACCGCCAAGAUGCGACAUUUAGAGACGCACGACACGGACAAGGGCAACAAGUGUCCACACUGUGAAAAACGCUUCAACCAGAUGGGAAAUCUGAAGGCUCACUUAAAAAUCCAUAUUGCAGAUGGGCCUCUUAAGUGCAAAGAAUGUGGCAAACAGUUUACCACUUCAGGGAAUCUGAAGAGACACCUGCGGGUUCACAGUGGGGAGAAACCAUACAUCUGUGUUCACUGUCAUAGAGCUUUCAGUGACCCUGGAGCUCUGCAGAGACAUGAACGCAUCCACACAGGAGAAAAGCCCUGUGUCUGUGUUAUCUGCGGCAAAGCCUUCACCCAGGCCAGCUCCCUCAUCGCUCAUGUCCGCCAGCACACGGGAGAGAAGCCUUAUGUGUGCGAUCGUUGCGGCAAAAGGUUUGUGCAGUCCAGUCAACUGGCCAAUCACAUUCGCCACCACGACAAUGUCCGCCCACACAAGUGCCAGAUGUGCAACAAGGCAUUUGUCAAUGUGGGAGACCUUUCGAAGCACAUCAUCAUACACACAGGGGAGAAACCUUUCCUGUGCGAUAAAUGCGGCCGAGGGUUCAACCGGGUGGACAACCUGCGCUCGCACGUCAAGACCGUCCACCACGGCAAGGCUGGCAUGAAGCGGCUGGUCGUGGCUUCAGGCAGCGCAGACGAGGGGGUUGAUGGGUGCGCGGCCACAGCCAGCUCUGACAGCGAGAUCAACAUAGUUACCGUAACCACAGAUGAUAUCGUCACCCUGGCAACGGAGGCCCUGGCGGGCAGUGCUGUUGCUCAAUUAACAGUCGUUCCAGUAGCUGCUUCAGUGUCUGCAGAUGAGACCGAGGCUUUGAAAGCAGAAAUCACCAAGGCAGUAGAGAAAGUGCAAGAAGCAGACCCCAACACCCAGAUCUUAUACGCUUGUGACUCGUGCGGUGAUAAAUUCUUGGAUGCGAACUCCCUAGCCCAGCACGUACGCAUACACACGGCUCAGGCCUUGGUCAUGUUUCAGGCAGAUUCAGACUUUUACCAGUACACUGCAGCCAAUGCCGCUGAGGGGGAAACGGCCACAGCAUGGCAAUCCACGACCGAGCAGGUCAUCGACGAAGGGGAAAAUUGACCUGCCGUGACCAGGAUGGAGAGGGAGAAGCGGGAAUGAAGUGAAAGUCGGGCGAGAUGUAUGAAAUAUAAUGUAUGACAGAAAUCUAAUUUAUACAGGAGGAAGAAGCACAAGAAAUAAAGGGCGUUUAUGAGGCCUCAGAGUUUGAGAAUCAUGCGAUGUUAAGAGUCAACUUAAAAAACUUGAUUUAUAACAUACCACACAUUUUAAACUACUUUAUCUUAAGAUUCAUGGCCAUAAAGUUUUAAUUCCAGCAAACCAUAUCCGAUUCAGUGAUUUGGUAAAUAUUGUUGAGAAUUCUUUCAGAGAUGGUUAUACUAUGUAUAGUUUGUUUAUUUUUUAAACUGAAAUGCAGGAUUGUGUAUUAUCAUUUGUAUAAAAGAUAGAUAGAUCAUAAUUCAGUGCAGGCUUAUAUAAAUUCAACAUGUCUGCGUUUUAUUUUUCCCUUUUACUCCAUGUCCCACUGUCUAUGUACAUUUUCCUUUAACAGUCAAUAUUUUAUUGUACUUAGCUGAAGCACAUUAUACAGAGAAUAUUUACAUGGACACAUAGGGGUACUUCAUUUUCAGGCAAACACUGUAAAUAAUGUGCAUGUGUAAUAUUUGUAGAUUUGCUAUGUGUCCUCGAAAAGUCUUGUCUUGAAAGAUUAAAAGAAAUAUUUGUGGUGAUGACAAACCGGUCGACAAUUCUCAAUUUUACUAUGAUGCAGGACCCCCCACCCCCCCUUUGUUGCAUAUUUAUUGUUUAUAUUAACACCUACAAGAUGCUCUAUAAAAUUUAGUAACAGGGUUAGACUCACCGGAAGUCAUUCUCAGAUCAAUAAAGAAUCAUCACAGUCUGA